GCGCAGGGAAGAAGAGGCGGGGAACGUAACAGACAGUUGAGUUUGUUGGGUUUGGUUGGCGAAGAGAGGCCGGCGAGCGCUUCAACGGCCUGAAAACCCCUCUAAUCACAGUCUUCGUCUUCUUCUUCUUAUUUCUCUGUCCCUCUCUCUCUCCUUUUCUUUCUCUCUCUCUCUCCCCCUAGAUCUCGGUCUCCCCCACAAAAUGACUUCAUUCAUUUCAUCCUUCUCUGUCUCUGUCUCUAUCUAGGGGUUCGAAGUUGGGGCUUGAGUUUGAGUCAGUCCCCUUUGCUCUAAUUAGGGUUUUUUUAAUGCUCAUUCUUGGUGGAGUCCCUCUCGUUCUUGCUUCUUGUAAUCGGAAAACGGGAGACGACGGAGCUCUGUGGAUUUGAUCAGGUCUUCUGAAGAAGAUCUGAAGCUUUUUUUUUUUUUUUUUUUUUAUCUGUUAUUUUUUUUUUCGAGAAGUGAAACAAAGAGGAGAAAUGAGCGCCUCGAGGUUCAUAAAGUGCGUUACGGUGGGGGACGGUGCCGUCGGCAAAACCUGUCUUCUCAUAUCUUACACCAGCAAUACUUUCCCCACUGAUUAUGUUCCCACUGUGUUUGACAAUUUUAGUGCAAAUGUGGUCGUCAAUGGGAGUACCGUGAACCUUGGAUUGUGGGAUACUGCUGGGCAGGAGGAUUACAAUAGAUUAAGACCAUUGAGUUAUCGCGGGGCAGAUGUUUUCAUCCUGGCAUUCUCUCUCAUUAGCAAGGCCAGUUAUGAAAAUGUUUCCAAAAAAUGGAUUCCCGAGUUGAAGCAUUAUGCUCCUGACGUCCCUAUAGUUCUUGUUGGAACAAAACUUGAUCUUCGCGAUGACCAGCAAUUCUUUAUAGACCACCCUGGUGCUGUGCCGAUUACAAGUGUUCAGGGGGAGGAGUUAAGGAAGCAGAUUGGAGCACCUGAUUAUCUUGAAUGCAGUUCAAAAACACAGCAGAAUGUCAAAGCUGUCUUUGAUGCUGCCAUCAAAGUUGUGCUCCAGCCACCUAACAAGAAGAAGAAGAAAGGAAAGACACAAAAGGCCUGCUCCAUAUUGUGAGCGGUUAAGGAAGCAACAAGAGGUCGUGGUAUGCAAUCUCCAUUGACGAUACUGGUGAUUCAUUUCAAACUAUGAGGUGGAAGUUUUAUUGCAUAUUGUCGCAUUCCCUGUUUGUAUAGGCCCAUUAUGUUAUGCCCACCUCGUUCUUCACACCCGGUUUUGUUAUCUCCGCUGUAUUUGAUUUACCGGAAGAUCCCAGUGGUGAGAACUAGUUUUGCAUUUCAGAUAUGCAGUUAUAUUCUUUAUUCCGAAUCUCAAUCUAAAUCUUCAUUAUAGUAAGUUGGCUUAAGACAAUGCUAGUUUAGGUGCAUGCCUGACAUGUCCUGAUCUAUGAAUGUUGCAUUCAAUAACGUAGGAGAAUGCUGCCCGUGUCAGCUCCCCUAGCCAAAGAUUUAGGCUUCAGAAUGAAUCUUCUGCAAGCCAAGUUUCCUUUGGAGUCUCUGCUGCAUUUCUUACCAAUUUUUCCAUGGGUGUCGAGUGUUUUGUAAGGGAAACUUCUCUGUUUCUUUAUUUUGUGGAUCCAUGAUUUCGUAGGGUUUGGCCCUUUAGGCCAAUGGAAAAAGAACACCUACCAAAUGAUGGUAUGGAGCUCUCAUACCACCUUUUGUUACAAUAAAAUGACCUCUGUUGGAUAACAUACAGAGAUGAAUU
This is a messenger RNA of Diospyros lotus (date-plum), 1724 nucleotides long. Its product is annotated as rac-like GTP-binding protein ARAC11. The coding region runs from base 480 to 1073 and encodes 197 amino acids. The transcript is spliced from 8 exons. The record is from RefSeq and is a predicted model, not a curated record. Gene Ontology annotation, cellular component: plasma membrane; cytoskeleton; cytoplasmic vesicle. NCBI's taxonomy places the organism in Eukaryota, Viridiplantae, Streptophyta, Magnoliopsida, Ericales, Ebenaceae. Gene Ontology annotation, molecular function: protein kinase binding; GTPase activity; GTP binding. Gene Ontology annotation, biological process: regulation of cell shape; actin filament organization; small GTPase-mediated signal transduction.